AUAAUAAUAUUAAUAACAAUAAUGGUAAUGUUUAUUGUCGAAGUAGAAGUACGCAAUAACAAUGGACAAAAUUUGAAUGAUUUAACGGAAUAAUACUUUAAAUUUUUUCUUCUAGAAAAAUCUUCUUGCUUUUUAAACUAUGGAAACUCUUCGUAGUCAAAGUGACUCUAAUAGUAACAACGAACAUAACCCAUUAAUUUCAAUAAAUCGCCCUCUAUUCAAUAAAGAAACGUUUAAUCAAUAUGUAGGAUAUAAUUCGAACUUAAAAUCGCUAACUACAUGGCAACAAUGUCUACGUCUAUUCGUACCAUUUUUUCAAAAAUUCUCUCAAAUAUUAAAAGUCAAUACAAAUGAAAAUGUUAAUACAGACCAUGAAAAAACGAAUGAAGAAUUCUCUGAACAAUGUAGAAAACAAUCAAUAAUUGACAAGUGUCAAUAUUUUAUGAUUCGUUUCUUGAAAUGGUUGAUUACUUAUUUGCCUUUUAUCCAGAUUCUGAUGCAUUACAGAGUAAAACGUUGGCUUGUGAAUGAUAUAAUUGCUGGAUUUACAGUUGGAAUAAUGCAUGUACCUCAAGGCAUGGCUUACGCUUUAGUUGCUACAUUGCCACCAGUAUACGGACUAUACACUUCAUUCUUCCCACCGCUAAUCUACUUCUUUCUUGGAACAUCCAGACAUAUAUCAAUAGGUACAAUGGCAGUAGUUAGUUUACUAACAGGUGACUUUCUUGAUAGAGUUAUUCAUCUUAAGGCUCAGAGUAUAAAAUCAGCAAACGAAGCACUAUAUGGUAAUAUGACCAAUAAUGACACUUCCACACAUGAUGCAGAACAAUUCAGAAUUCCUUAUGCAUUAGCAUUAGGAUUUUCAGUAGGUAUUGUACAAUUUCUAAUGGGAUUAUUCAGAUUAGGCAGUUUAAUCAGAUACUUCUCUUUACCGAUGACAUCUGGUUUUACUGUUGGAGUAGCUGUUCAUGUAUUUACAACUCAAGUAAAGAAUGUACUAGGUUUAAAAUUGCCCCGGUUUCCUGGUUUACUCACCAUACCAUAUACAUACUAUGAAAUUUUUCGUACUAUUCAACAUGCCAACAUACCAACAGUAUUGAUGGCUAGCGGAUGUAUAACAAUCUUGGCUAUUUACAAAGAUUGGAUUAGUCCAUUUGUUAAGAAAAUCUCAUUAAUACCUCUUCCUAUAGAUUUAAUUAUUGUUAUAAUAUCAACUAUAGUCUCAUAUUCAGUUGAUCUAAAUGGUAAAUAUGAUGUUAAAAUUGUUGGUGAAAUAGCGAAAGGUAUUCAGUAUCCAGAAGUACCGGAUAUCUCGUUAAUGGGUCCACAUAUUGGUGACACUAUUAUUUCAGCAAUUAUUGGUAUUUCAAUUAGUGUAUCCCUUGCACGAAUAUUUGCAACACGUUUUAACUAUAAAAUCAAUACUAAUCAAGAGCUUAUUGCUUUCGGAGUGACAAAUGCAUUCAGUUCAUUUUUCCAUGCAUAUCCAGCGGCUGCAUCAUUAUCACGAUCUGCUGUUUACGUAUCUGCUGGUGGACGUACACAAGUUGCAAGUCUUUUCUCAUGCUUACUAAUUAUACUGGUCUUGUUCUUCAUUGGACCACUGCUUUUUUCUGUGCCGAUUUUCUGUCUAUCGGCAAUCAUUAUUGUUGCUAUUAAAGGAAUGUUUAUGGAAGCAAAAGAUUUAGUAAUGUUUUGGAGAUUUUCUCCAUGGGACAGUGCAGUCUGGAUGUUUACGUUUCUUUGCACAGUAUUACUUAGUGUAAAUUAUGGACUUCUAUUAGGUAUUAUAAUGUCUGUUGCAGUUGUUAUAUUACGAAUACAAUGGCCUAAAAUUCACAGUAUUGAACAAAUUCAAAAUACAGAAAUUUAUCGAAACAGUAGAGAUUAUAAAAAUUAUACAAAACAUGAUAAAAUUAAAAUUAUUCGUUAUGAAGGAAAUAUAUUCUAUUUUUGUGCUGAAUAUUUUCGUGAAACAGUUUAUUUACAAACAGGAAUUAAUCCAUUUGAUUUAAAUUUAAAAUUAAAUCGUUGUUUAAAUAGAAUAAAACGAAUUGAAAAUAUUCUACGUUUAUCAUCUCAAUCUAUGGAUAUUGAAAUAGAUAAAUCAGAUGAUCAUUCAAAUGAAAUAAAAAGUAUGGAAGAAACACCUGAUCCAUUAGAAGCAUCUAAUGAAAAUCAUCAAAAAUCUAAUUUAAAUGAAAAUUAUUUUAAAAGAAAAUUUUUCAAUCAUUUUAUAAAGAAAAAAUUAUUAACAUUAAAUGAAAAAUUAGAAUUAGAAAUGGAAAGAACAAAAUUAAUAGAAAAAUUAGAUACAAUUAAUCAAUUAUUAACAUUUAAUUUUAUAAUAUUCGAUUGUUCAUGUUGGACAUUUAUUGAUAUAGUUGGAGCUGAUGAAUUAAAACAGGUGAUAGAUAGCUAUGAAAAACUUGGUAUCAUCGUUCUACUCGCUCAGAUGAAAGAUUAUCUUAUCCAUACAUUACAAAAUAAUAAUAAAAUUGGAGAUUUAACUAAAAUUUACCCAACUAUUCAUGAUGCAGUGAAUGAUGCAAUUAAUCAGCUGAAUACAAUGAAAAUUAAAGAAAGAAAUUUUCUGAAACCGGUAGAAACAAGUUUAACACCGUGAAAAUGAAAACAAAAAAAAACAUAUCGACUUUGUAACUGUUGACAUCAUUUCAACAGAAAUAAAUAAGAAAAGGAAGACUCAUUCAAUUUUCAAUUAAUUUAUUAAACAUUCAUAUUAUUUGUGUUUACAUAACAAAUUUAUUCAUUAUUAAUUUAUUUUCUUAAUAUGAAUAUAAAUUUCAUUUUGUGUAUAAAAAUUAUUUGUAAUGAUCAAGUUACAUUUAUGUAGUGAACUA
Messenger RNA from Schistosoma rodhaini, 2861 nucleotides. The record is from the annotation of a GenBank genome assembly. Lineage: Eukaryota; Metazoa; Platyhelminthes; Trematoda; Strigeidida; Schistosomatidae.